AUGUGUGAGCUAGUAUUAUCUAUUGAUAAUAUUAUUAACAAUAAUAACGGCGAACCAUGCCAACAUGGUGCAUUCAUCAACAACACAUGCGCAUUUUGCAAACGACUCAAGGAAGAUUGCAACGAUCCCAUCACUAUACCGUUUCGUUACAUCGCUCCCAAUUUCUCCCUAACCAUAAAUGCAAUUCGACACCUAAGAGGUUGUAAUUUCGGAACCUUACUAGACCGAAAGAAGCUAAAUUUAGUACUCGACUUAGAUCACACGUUGAUACAUUCGAUAAAGACCAAAUCGAAAGAGUUCACCCUAGAGGAUAAGGAAAAGAUCAAAACGUGUUACAAAGAUGUACACGAGAUUUGUGAUGGGAAAAGAUUGGUUAAGUUAAGGCCGGGUGUUCGUGAAUUCCUUGAAGAAGCUAGCACUAUGUUCGAGUUAUCAAUCUACACUAUGGCAAAAGAAUUCUACGCGAAAGAGGUGGCUAAAAUGCUUAGAUCGAACGUGUGUCAAAAAAGGGUUAAGUUCGAAAAUGUGAUUUCUAAGGAGGAUUGUACUAAGCAUAGACGACGGAAGAGGCUUGAUGUUGUGUUGUCAUCCGAACGGGUGGUUUUGAUUAUGGAUGAUUUAGAAGAGGUUUGGCGUGAAGAAAAUCACAAAAAUUUAAUAAAUAUUAAGCCAUAUAAGUUCUUCAAGAAAAAAAGUCCUUGGGUUGAAGAUUUGUUAGAAGAUGACCAAGAACUUACUAGGGUUUUGGGUGUUCUAAAGACGGUUUAUAAUGUUUUUUAUGAAAAGGAAGGAAGAAAUUAUGAUGGUAAAGAUGUGAGGGAAGUGCUUGAAAGUAUCAAGAUUCAGUCUUUAGUUGAAGAAUUAUUUGACGAGCGGUGGUUUGGAACAAUUAAUAAAGAUUAUUUUGAAUGA
Messenger RNA from Chenopodium quinoa (quinoa), 912 nucleotides. RefSeq names its product RNA polymerase II C-terminal domain phosphatase-like 4. The coding region runs from base 1 to 912 and encodes 303 amino acids. The transcript has a single exon. Gene Ontology annotation, molecular function: RNA polymerase II CTD heptapeptide repeat phosphatase activity. NCBI's taxonomy places the organism in Eukaryota, Viridiplantae, Streptophyta, Magnoliopsida, Caryophyllales, Amaranthaceae. The record is from RefSeq and is a predicted model, not a curated record.